AUGGUUUUUAUCUGGUCUCUGUCAUUCUUCGCAUGUGUCCUCGUGGCGUUGCUACGAUGGCAGAGGCGACGCUUCGGACAGACGCCGGCUGCUGUGCCUACAGAUCAAAGUAGUGACUCUUUCACUUUGCCCUUCUAUUUGUUUGGCAAUCAGUUCAAGUCCAGUGCUGACCGUCUCAAAGAGCCUCUGGUGUAUCCAGAACCUUCCCCCGACCACGCAUUUGACAUGGCAACGACCAUGCCACCGAAGCUCCGGGCGUUCCGUUACUCCUACUUGAGACAUACAGUGGAUGUUCGAAAAUUGGACAAAGAUUCUUGGGUUCUUCUGGACAAUGAAUGGCCACGGUACUUCGAAACAAAGGUUGCUGGCCUCAUCCAACCAGCUGACAUCAACAUCUUGGUCAAGGGUACCGAUGGCUAUUAUCAGCUUGCUGCUAUGAUGCUUGGGAUCGGAGGGGGGCAGAGAAUCAAGGACAAGAUUGGCAAAACGCGAGCAGAUCUUCACUUCUCGGGCCAUGUUCCGCAUUACAAGGAGCAGCUCCAGCGGCCACUUGAUCACUUCCUCUCCAAGCUCAAGUUUGAGAGUCCAAUCCAACGGAACACCACUUCUAUCUCGAUACAUGACGAAUAUCACUGGCCUGCUCUAACUAUGGGACCGGAGGACGACUGGGAUCCAGAACUCCGCGGUCCCGGAAUCAGCACGUCCAGCUACGGCAAGUGGAAACCGCCGAGUCCAAUCAAGGACAUUUCUCAGCUGUGGUUCCGCCAGGAGCGUCAAACUUUGCGGCGGCUCCCACGGUCUGGUGCAGUUGUGUGGAUGGUUCACACGUACAUUGAGCCUCUUGUCAAAGUCGUCCAGGAGCCAGGUGUUCCGGGGCGUUUGGCGUCUUUCGUCCGUAGCUGGGAUGAUGAACUGGCCCUCUGA
Messenger RNA from Colletotrichum siamense, 924 nucleotides. RefSeq lists its product as uncharacterized. The transcript is spliced from 10 exons. The record is from RefSeq and is a predicted model, not a curated record. Bases 1 to 924 code for a protein of 307 amino acids. Lineage: Eukaryota; Fungi; Ascomycota; Sordariomycetes; Glomerellales; Glomerellaceae.